GUCGUCUGAAAUUCCCCAACCUCACAGAUUUCUAAAGCUUUGGAAGCACGAAAAUCAGCUGCCAGAGAUGUCAUCGCAGCAGCAGAUUCAGAAAAACGAGAGAAAGAUGAAAUUGCUCUGAAAGCUUUGAAAGAGAUAGAAGUAAUGAGGGAUGCAGUGGCCGCAGAGUCCCAGAAGUUGGACCAGGAAGCAGAGGAGAACUCUAAGCUGAGGGAAUUUUUGAUGGAUCGCGGCCAUGUUGUGGAUGCAUUGCAAGGCGAAAUCGCCAUUGUUUGUGAAGAUAUUCUUUCGCUUAAGCAAAGAGUUGAGGGUCGCAUCCCUCUCACUAAAUCUUUGAUGUCAUCAUCAUCUUUUACCAAGCCGCCUCUGUUGCUUUCUUCUUCAUCGAGCUCUGGAUCCUCUGUGAAGUCAUCUGAACAUGGUAACAGAGAAACACCAUUGUUGUCAAAUCAGGAAGAAGAAAAGGCCACUGUUUUCUUAAGCAAACUAGCAGCCAGGAGCAAUCCUUUAGAUGAUUGGGAGUUUAUGUGAAAAAUGGGAUUCUCUUGAACCAGGCUGAUUAUCACUAUGCUAUUAUACAUUUC
Messenger RNA from Phalaenopsis equestris, 584 nucleotides. RefSeq lists its product as uncharacterized. NCBI's taxonomy places the organism in Eukaryota, Viridiplantae, Streptophyta, Magnoliopsida, Asparagales, Orchidaceae. The transcript is spliced from 3 exons. Bases 145 to 531 code for a protein of 128 amino acids. The record is from RefSeq and is a predicted model, not a curated record.